Messenger RNA from Megachile rotundata (alfalfa leafcutting bee), 3048 nucleotides. Its product is annotated as gametogenetin-binding protein 2-like. The record is from RefSeq and is a predicted model, not a curated record. Gene Ontology annotation, cellular component: cytoplasm; nucleus. Lineage: Eukaryota; Metazoa; Arthropoda; Insecta; Hymenoptera; Megachilidae.
AACAUGAUUAUGUUGCUGUUAUUAAUCAUAAGUACUACAUACACCGCAAAUAAAAAAUUAAAUAAAAAAGUCGCUUGUUAUUACAUGUAUGUGUAAUGUUUUAUCAUGUUUUUUAUAAAAUUUCUUUAGGAAACAAAAAUAAACAGAACCGUCAUACAGACAAAGGUAAAAGUACUGUUACUAUUGUAUUGCUAUCUCGUAUGUCAAUGAUAUGUAGAUAUACGCACAUUUCAUUGUAUGCAUAUCUAAAUAUACGUUUGUUGAUUGCAUUUCAAAUGAUUUUCUACGUGGUAGAGAAUUCGAUAGCGAUGGCGAAGCUAGUAAACGUUUGGCGGGACGAUGACCCGGUCGAUUUGACGCGAAGACAAAUGCCGUUGAUUGUCGAUGAAAAUCUUACGAUGAUUAUGGAUAUAAAUGGUUUGGGAGCAAUCUGUGAUAGUCCAUUAGUCCGUGGUAAACACCUUGAUGAAUUUACUAGAAAACUUGAUAUGCUCACAAAAGAGGAGAUUAAAGCUUCCUUUGAAGUUACUUGCAAGGAUAUGCUUGCUAUUUUGGGUCAAGCUGUACCAUGCGUUGGAUGUAGGAGGAGUGUUGAAAGAUUGUUCUAUGACCUCAUGAAAUCAGGACAUCCAGCAUUAGACCCUUUGGUAAUUACACCUGAAGGUUUAUUAUCGAUAAAAGACGAUGUUUUAGAAUCACCGCAAUUACUUUGUACCAUGUUACAAGGACACAGUACUAGGUUAAAUAGUUUAGUUGAAAGACAACCCAGAAAUAAAAAGUCACGAAGAUGUGUAUUGCACUCGUUAGAAAUUCAGCGCAUGAAACCUCUUCCCAGUGCAUGGAAAGAAGUAUGGGAUUGUAUGGAACUUCCAUGUCGUCAAGAACUUGCUUUAAUAGAAACUGAUACUCUUGAAGCCACUCUAGAUACAUAUUUGCGUAAACAUCGAUUCUGUGGCGAAUGUCGAACAAAGGUAUUAUUGGCGUCUUCUCUACUAACGACAGAACCUGAACCAGCAAAAGAAAAAGGCUAUGUUGCUGCUUUAUACUCUGGUAUUAAACGUUGUAUACGCGAUAGACAUGUACAUUUACCUACGAACACGGAUUAUAUUAGUACCCUUAUCGGACGUGCUCAACCUGAACUCAUGGGAAGGGAACGACAUGCAAAGACACUGGAAAUUGCUCAGGAAGAGGUACUUACGUGUUUAGGAAUAUGUGUUGCCGAACGUUUGCAUAGAGUCCAUAGGCGGUUAAGAGAAGAAGAAACAGUUUGCAAAGUAUUAGCUGCUGUUGCAGUGGAUGCACUGUCUAGGAAUUUUCAAAUGGCUGUAGAAGUUAAACAAGGUAUUUCUCAACUAGAACUCCUUUAUGAAGAGUUAACACGAGAAGAAAUAGCAAAACAACAGCGACGAGAAAAAUUACGUUUGAAACGCAAGAAGAAGAAAGAACGUCGAUAUGAGACUGAAGAAAAAGAAAAUGCAUGUGAUUGUUCAAGCAAAAGGCAAAGUGGUAACAGUGAUACACCUUGUGUUUGUGCAGAUUUAAAACCCACGACACAAAAUAUAGAUCGACAUAAGCUACAAGUAUUAGAUCCAAAAAACAAGAGAUCACCAACUUGUAAAUGUCCGGAUUGUGUAAAGAAAUCAAAAUCUAGUAUAUCACAAUCACAAAAUCAAACUCAGUUAGCAUUCCCCAAAAAAUCAUCAAAUAUGCAAAAAAGUACAGUUAAGAAAGGUUCUUCCGAAUCAAAGGCAAAAAUUGUUUCAAAUCAAACAAAAAAGAAUAAUACCCCUGUGAAAAAUCUUUCUGAAGAAGAAUUUUUCGAAUCAUGUGAAUCGUGUAAGGACUUUUCCGAGAAGAUUGAUCACUGGCAUAGUUUAGAAGACUGUAAAGAUCCAAUGGCUAAGGAGAUAGUAGAUGCUUGGAUAGGAAAACCAAGCAAAAGAUACAACAUGUGGAUAGAGAUGAAGAAACGUUUUGAGUUAUCAAUCUCAGAUAGGAAAAGUCGUUCCUCGAGUGAACGGUCGUCUCAAGAUUGUGGUUAUUCUUCAGAACAUAAUAUUAGUAGUUCUUCUCUUCCUAGUACUCCAGAAGGAUCGGAAGUAGCGUGCAGUGAGGGAUGUUGUAAUCAUGAGAGAGAUUGUCAUGAUAUACGGCCAUCUGAUAAACUUGUUCAUUCCAAUUCCAGUAUCUCUUUACUCAAAGAAAGAGGUGGAGGUUUAACGCUUACACAGAUGUUAGAAGACUCCUACUUAUCAGACGACGAAGAGAAAGAAAGUUAUAUUCCAGCUGAAGAAGUUCUGGAAUUUAAAUCUCGAAUGUGCCAAGUUCUUGAAAAACGACAAGAACUUCGUCAGACACUUAGAAAACGUUUUGCUAUUUUAUGCAGUCACCACAAACCCUUUAUCAUUCCUAAUUAAGAAUUCCUACUAGGUACAGUUACUUAAUAGGAUAAAAUCUUUCUUUUUUACAUUGAUUUACUGCCAGUAGACAAACAUGAAUGCAAUAGAUGUAUUUUGGAUAACUUGUCAUUGGAGGUCAACCUUCCUGUGUGAAUAAAAUAUCGUUGGAGAUGUACAUCGUAACUUCAUCGUAUGGUAUGGUUUAUCUGCGAGCGAGAAUUGCAUCUAAUAAACUAGAGGUAUCAACAAAUAAUUAUGCCUUGAAUUUUGUUGUUUUCUAUGCAGUUGAAUUCAUAAAAAUAAAAGACAUUUGUAGAUGGAAAUGUAAUUAUAAAUGAAUGAAAUUUAGAAUAUAUAUAUACACACAUAUAUAUAUAUAUAUAUAUAGUCAAAUAUUAACUCUGAAAACUGGUUUAAAAAAAAAAAAGCGAGAUAUCGGAUCAAUGCACAAACAAGUAUGUAAUAUCAGCCUUCAGAGUUAAAUGAGACUGAUUUCUAUAUGCUUGUAUAAUUAAACAAUCAUUUUUAUCAGCACGUAUUAGCCACGAAAAUAUGGCAUAUUAUAAUCAACUGCACGUAGCAAGCAAUUGUUGUGUAGAUGGUUAAAUUCAUUAAUUAUUACAUACUUUGAAGAAAAUUUUAUUUUAUG